Nylanderia fulva is the source of this 6140-nucleotide messenger RNA. Its product is annotated as nucleolar pre-ribosomal-associated protein 1. NCBI's taxonomy places the organism in Eukaryota, Metazoa, Arthropoda, Insecta, Hymenoptera, Formicidae. The record is from RefSeq and is a predicted model, not a curated record. Gene Ontology annotation, biological process: maturation of 5.8S rRNA from tricistronic rRNA transcript (SSU-rRNA, 5.8S rRNA, LSU-rRNA); maturation of LSU-rRNA from tricistronic rRNA transcript (SSU-rRNA, 5.8S rRNA, LSU-rRNA). Gene Ontology annotation, cellular component: nucleolus.
CUCCAUGCGACGCACGUGCGCGAGUGAACACGUGGCGAUGGAUGACGACGCGGUUCAGAGCUCGAGGAGAGCUCGCAAGCGAACCUCGCGGAGCGAAAAUGACGCGUCCGCGUCGAAGAGAGCGAGGGUCAACGGGUUUGUCGCGGAGGAACCGGAACCCGAAGUGUCAACUGACAUCAGGAGUGACGAAUUUGACGGACGAUUCCUGAGAUCCCUUCUCUCCUCCUCCAGCGGCUUGGGCUCCCUGAGGAAGUUCCUGACGAUAUGCAGCGAGAACGAGGAGAGGGACCUCGCAGGGGAGUACUUGCUCGCCGGUGGUGGUGUCCUGGAAGUUCUGAGACUUUUAGACUUCUCUGACAAGAAGAGCACCAGCAACGCAGUCACUGUCUUCUCCGCUGUCAAUAUUUUACUGAUGAAGAUCUUGACAAAGUAUCCUCAAUGUCAGAAUAGUGCGGUGGAAGCCUGUCGCCACCUGUUGAACUCAUACAUGUCUAUUGUACACUCGAUGCUUUCAACUCAGAGCAAUGUCAAGCAGCGCAAGAUAGUAUUGAAGCUGCUCACAGCGGUAGUGUCUUUAAAUAAUAGUUUGGCUAGAGAGUUACUUGCACAUCUGUCAUUGCAACGAAAUGUACUGGAGAGUCUAGUGCAACACACCAAGCCUGCGGAUCCUCAAAAUAUCAGGACGUGUUUCAUCCAUUUUAUUCUUGCUUUUCUCGUGGAAGGAGACUCAUCGGUGAUUAAAACAUUGUUAGAUAAGCAUAGCUUAUUUACUUGCAUCUUCUCAGAUUUGUUGUACGAUUCCAAGGAUAUUGUUACUCUGAUUCUGACAACUGUGAAGACAUACGUAUUGGAGAACAGUAGCAUCACCAAAACGAUGAAGCUACAUGUAUUCUCUACAUCUGUCGUAUUGAAUCUAAUAUCGCUGUACAACUGGAAAGGCCCAACUAACUGGCCUAAAAAUAAAACUCACUAUUCUGGUGAGAACAACAGCUUUUUAGCUGACAAAGAGGCUGUCAACGAUACAAUUCAUGCAUUCUUAAUCACUCUACUGACAUCACAUCGCUAUGGAAUUAUUUUCCACGAUCGAACAUUAGGUUCGCGGAAUAAACACAAUCAGCUGGUGUAUACGGUUCUCCAGAGUUUGGAGAAACCUUGGGAACACGAAAAGCCAUCGGAUCUAGUUAUCAAGAUAAUGAGGGCUUGUCCGGAUCUAAUACGUUCGCAAUAUGUUGCCGUCGAGCCGUUUCUCGAACCUCGCGUGUCGUCCAAGUGGAUCUGUCUUCUCAGAUUCGUAAAGAAGGUAAUCGAAUCACUCGAUCCAGUCAAUUGCAUCAAGACCUGUACUGCAGAAUUAAAUGCAAACAGAUUGACAAAUACGCUAUUAUCCUUGACAAUUCCGGACAUAAUUAUAAAAAACGCUAUCUUGCCAGGAUUAAGCCACGACAGUUUGUUUGUCAGACAUGAGACUCUGUCUCUUCUUCUAGCAAUGACUUCUCAGUUGAAAAUCGUUUGCUCCACCUUAAAAGACUUCCACAGGACGUUCGUAGUUCAAAACCAGAUAACGGAUUUCAUACUGAAGAUUAUUCCCAACUUGGAAACGAUCUUAAAAGUGUGGCAUCAAGCCUUCGAAGCUGAUGUUAAUACGAUAAAUUCGGAGAGCACUGAAAAUAUUCACAAUCCGGAUUUGUUAGAUCAUCUCGAGCUCAUCCUUAAUGUUCUUCACUCGUAUAAGGAUAUAUGCCCAGAAUUGCUAGAUAAUUCGAUGAAUUUGCAGCCAAAUGUGCUUCUAUCAAGCUUAAAUGAUCUCCAGGAUGGCGAAGAAGAGGAUGGAGGAGCCAAAUUAAAGAAGAUAAACUGCAUGAAGGUGAAAGCAAUACAAUUCUUGCUCGUCUUGGACUCUUCCAUUUUCGCACCUAGAGAAAAAGUUUUUAAAGAAGCUCUUCCUUUUUUGAUAUCGUUGAUUCAUCAAACAGAUUCUUCAUUGGAAAGCUACGAGGAUGCUACCAAAAAUGCUAUUAGAAUGUUGCUAAACGCGACAAGUCUGUUUGAAAGCUGCGACGAUCAGUUUGAUAUUUGGAUUGAUGGUUUCUCAAUGAUAACCGAUCCUAAAGAGAUAGAGGAAUUAACACACUGGUUUAUGUCCAUUUUGAAAAGUUGCAUUAAACACACCGAUAAAUAUAUAAACAGUAUAACGCAAGCAGAAGAAAUAUUAUUAAAUGACCAGGUGGUUAGCCUCGAUGUAAAAGCAAAAGAUGUAAUUAAUGAGUUAUUUGAUAAGGCCAAUAAGAAUCCGAGUCCUUGCGAAAAAGAAUUUGUCACAGCAGACUCGUCUUCAAUUAAUGGAGAAUUAAAUGUUGAUGCAAAGAGAGAUGAUACGGUUAAUAGUCUUGAUAAGCUCAACAAAGAAGAUUCCAAAGUCACCAUUACGCAUACUAAUAAUUACAGAGUGCAGAGGAAUGAGCAAAUUAUUAAUCUUGAAGAAGUGAAGAAGAUGGAAAAUGAGAUCGAUCGGCUACUUGAAAAGAUAAAUCCCAAUAGUUUUUCUAAUAUUAAUGACCAUUCUCUUUCUUUGAAGAAAAUUGUCUCUGCAUCAGGGACGGCUUCAAUUGAUGAAUUUGCUAAUUUUGAUAGAAAGAAAACCGACGACGUGACUGAUCAUCUCUCCGACCAGUUUAGCAAUGAAAAUCUGAAUCCUUACAAAAUGCAAACCUGUACGUUGGUGUCGCCGCUUUUAUGUUGCGCUCUUGAAAAGACAAGAGUGAAGAAUCAUUCCGCCAUCAUCUUAAAUUAUUUAUCCUACGUAACAAUUCACACUUUCCAUCAUCAGAUUGUUCCGGAUGUAUUGGUCCACAUGACGACAGAUUUGAUUGACUUGCCGAUUUAUAAUUAUUUACAGAGUUGGUCGAGGAACGGACAACCAGUUCCUUUGAAGAAUAAGCUUCCAUCCUUGAAGUUAUUGCGCAAACUAGGAAGCGCAUUGUUGAAGGAUUCCGAGGUGGACAUAAUCAAAUUUUUCAAGCUGUUUGGAGGCGAACUUUCGUGUUGCUUCAAAUAUGCCGACGAAGAAGUCACUGUUAACCACUCUUUGUCUUCACACGACGUCAAGGUUUUACUGAAGACAACUGUGUUUUAUUUAGCGCAGCUAGCCCAACGGGGACUCUUGCAACGGAUCCAGAACGAAAAUUGCAAAGUCUUGCUCAUUUCUUUGCUGAACAUCGCACAAUCUAUAAAUGGAAAUAGGAUGUUUGUAGAAAACGUAAAAUGUAUCUUUACGCAUCCCAUUCUGUUGCAUUAUUUCUCGCCAUUUUGCGGAGAAGCGUCGAAAGAUUCGACCGAGGAUAUGAUAACUCGGACGAUCCUAGAAGUCUGCCAAGUUGUUGCAUCUUUCUUCGAAAAACAUGAUGAUGCUACAGAAACCUAUAAUAUCUUCUUCGCAUUUAGAAACAAGUUCCUCGCCCGACUGAGAAAUAUCGAGAAAGAUCCUCUGGAGGUUUCUGAUAACAAUUAUGCUCUCGCAUUCUUGAAAGUAUUACAAUUGAGCGCACAAGAGAUCUCGAGUUUGCUGCUUGCUUUGACAAAGCUGGAGAAAAUCGUUUUUAUUUCAAACGAUAAACAAAGCUUGUCUGUAGUCGGACAUGUCGUUCCAACAUUGUUAGACAUGUAUUGCAGCAAAGUAUCAAAAUUGCAACGCAAUCAAUAUAACGAAUUGAAUGAACAGUUUCUAGAAAGGUUCAGCCUACACCUGGUGUACAUAAAGUCUAAUAAAAUACAGUGUACGGACAGGUGGGAGCAAGCUUUGGCAAAAUACCUGUCCAUGUUUCCAUGUAAUAUUGCUGAUGUUAGCAAUAUUACAUGGAAACAUGGACAGUUCAUCAGCACUGAAACUUUUGCAUUAUUGUUAACGAAGGGCAUCGCCGCGUCCACGAUUCACCUGAUAGCAAUUUUAAUUGUUAAAAAUAUCAGACUGAUUCCGUCGCUGAUGAAAUACCUGCUGAAGUCGGAAAAUAUGAAACGAGGGGAUAUUGUGUUUCCAAUAUUGGGCGGCAACUUAAAGUACAAGUGGACCGAGAAGUUUCUUCAAAGUCUUUACAAGUCUUUCGGCGACGAUAUCGCCGCGUAUCUAACCGAGCCGCAAAAUCCCGUUCCCUGGAUCGAAGAAAACGCAUCAGCGAUCGCCUACCUCAUCGAGAACACUUUCGAUCGUCCCUUGUGCAAGAAAACUUGCAUCAGUAUUUCCCAGAACGGCGAUAAACUGGACAUGGUACCCGUCCACUUCGUACAACUGUUGGCAAGUUUAUACAAAAGGUAUGAAAGUCUGAUGACUGUGAAAGAAAAGCCCUUAACCGAUCUGUUAUUGGUAUUAUUACACGUAAUGACCUCAACGCUGAAGAGGGAGUCGAAGAACAAGGAAAAGAUCAGAGUGUUAUGCGAGAAGCUGGACGGUACAGUGCUCUGUUUGAGGAAGAUCAAACGCGACUUCAACUUUAGUUCGCUAAGCAAAAGCUACUCGUGGCCACAAUUCACCAGGUUUUCCUUGAAGUUAGGUCUGAAGGAUGCUAAGGAUGACGAGAUCCAGUCGAGUGUAUUGAAGAGUCUGAGUAAUCUGUGCGACAUCGCGUAUGAGGAUAACGAGAACGACGAAUAUGCGAAGACGUUAUUUGAAAUGACGACCUCCCAUUCAGAGUUUGUUAACGUCAUGCUCAGCUCGUCCAUUGUUAAAGACAAUCUGGUGGAAUUACUCAGGAUACUCAUCCGAAAGAAUGAAUCGGUGAUAAAUGUCUCGCACGUGCCCCUUUAUCUCGCGGCUUACAGCGCCACUCUCAGUCACGCCGAUCAGCGUAUUUUGAAGAUUCUUCGAUAUUACGAGGCCCAUGGCGUUAAACUUCAACAGUACUGGCCGUAUUUAUGGGGAAACGCUGCGGCAACACGUUAUAGUGUGAAGGGAGAGACGGACACUGUCCUCUGGAGACAACCCUCCACUUCAGAGAUUUUUAACUUGUUUGAUAAGGACAUCGUCAACGAGACUAUAAGAAAUUAUCCCAUACACAGAACGUUGGAAGCUGAUGAGUUACAGGACAACACUAAGGUGUACGAUCCAGCGUUUUAUCUGCCGUUGCUGUGUUCUUUAUUGGCAGAAAACAAUGUUAUCGCGUGCCAUAAAAUAAAUCAGAGCGGCGCAUUAGCCUUGGUAUUCGCUGCUUGCUGCAGCGAUUCGAGCGGUAUUCGGAUGGCAGCAUAUACCGUCAUCUCCAGAUACUAUUUUCACUUGGAAGCGUCCAAGUCGAAAGAGAAAUUAUUGUGGAUGCGUCUGAUCGACGCUUUACGAAAUGGCAUCGUACUCCUGAAAUGUCCAUUGAAGGACGUUAGUCUGAGCUGCCUGGUGACCACCUUUCUCGCUCGGGCCUCCUUGAUCGCCAGUCAACCUCUGCAUCCGCUUUACUCGUCAUUGCAUAGCUUCUUAAUGGCCAAACCUGCGCUGGACGUAAAUACCAUACCAGAGCUGUUACAGUUGUUGCAUAGUUCACAUGUGGAGCACAAAGCGCAUCGACACUGGAUCCUACAGACCAUUCGGGACGGUAUGAGAAAGAAAGGCGACGUAGACCUCGCUUUGAAAUGCGUGCUAUUCAGGAUGCUUCUGGAUUUUUACACUUGCAUAUUGUCGGACUCCAAGACUAAGAAACUGAUAUUGGAAGUUAUUGUCUCUACUACCAAAAUUCCUAAAGCAUCUUUACUUCUUAUACGAGGAUACGGCAUACUUCCUUGGUUGUACGAGAUUAUUCAUCGUGACGGGGAAGUUUACGAAACGAAAAGUGGAGCUAUUAAUAGUAUAAUUGAAAAUUUACUGAAUAGCUUAGACAAUUCAACAGAGGACGUUAUUCAUUACAAAUUUCUAUUAUUUAGUAUUCUUUUACGAUUAAAAACAUAUUUAAAAGACAAGUAUAAAGUUUGCCGUGUCAUUUAGUUGCAUUUUUUGCAGUUUUCAUGAGUGAAACAAAAUAGAUGUAUAUAUAUUUUAAAUAAACAAAUAUAGGAAAAAAUAUAGUACAGGAGAUGCAACUAAAGCAAAUAAACCUGUUACGAAUCCGAUUUCUCAACGAAAUAAAUAAUUGCACUUAAUAUAUAUAAUUCUGCUUAAUUUA